GUCACGCUGUCACUAUUUAUAUUUAUCGUUAAAUUUUGAUUUUGAUUGGGGAAUCGUUUUCAUAACAUUUAUUGAAUACAUAAUUAACCAUUAUAUAGUUUUAAUGAUAAUAAACUAGUGGCCAAGAAUGAGACGGACUUACGGAUCUAAAAAAGAUGACGGUAACUUAGACCACAAAAAUAAAAUUGAUGCCCGAAGUUCGGCUUUCGAUGCAUUUUACAUUCACAACAUAAAGUUAAACAAAAAAGAAACUUCUUCUUCUGCAUGUUCUAAUCAGAUUAAUGUGGCUUCUAAGAAGAUUCGCAAAAGGAAAUACGUGAAGCGAAUUGUUAAAGAUGCGUCACAACGGGAGUUACCGCAUCCUGGCGAUCCCGGGGCCCAGUCGGUGCUCCUCACUCCGGACAAGUCCAUACACGUCAAUAAACCUCCGGAUCCUUUCGAUCUGCUUUUGAGAUCCUCCCCUACAUUGGCAAAUAGUCCUAUUUUAGUAAAAAAAUCGAGAGAAAAACUAAACAUUAAAAAGAAUAUAAAAUACAACUGUUCUUUUGUUGAUUGUACAGGUUGUGAGAAUGUAAAUGCAACCAAAGCAAAUUCCUUGUGUUGUAACACUUCUGAUGUUAAAUCUCACCAAUUGAUAGUUGAAGUAGAAGAUACCAGCGACCCAAAAUACCAUGAUGAAUCCAUCAGUAGAAUAGUAAAAUGCAUGCCAGUUCUUAAUGACAUCAAUAUAGAUCCUCAUUUCAAAGGUAUUAAGGAUAACCAUAGACUCACUGCCACUUAUAGAAACUCUCCAGCGGCAGGAAAUUCUCCACUUUGUAGUACCCCAUUUCAAGUUAAAUAUAGAUGUAAAUCAAUCUUUAAUAUUUCACCAAUCUCAAAAAAUAUAAACAAUAGCCCUAAAGUGGUGAUCAAUACUCUGAAUGGAAGUAGUUCAGGGGAUGAAGAUGAUAACAGAUCCCAAUGUGAAACAUCUGCUAAACUACAAUUCUCAUUAGUUACCCAUGAUACAAAUGGCAAAAGAAAUGAGGCAGCAAGCAAAGCUCAUACCACUGUCAAGCAAGCAAACUUAAGCUUAGAGACUGAAGAGCUUCAUACAUUUUCAACAUCUGAACUGGAACCAUGCUAUGGAUUUGCCAAGACAUCAGUAACUGACGACAACAACACACAUAUUGUUCACAUUCCUAAAUGUCUUAAAAAUCAUUCAAAUGAUAUUGUUUCGAAAAAAUCAAUAGGUCAAUCUUUAACAGAAUGUAAAAACCAAAAAUUUGAACAAUUUGAAGAUGAAGUUUCAACAUGUGUCCAAGAUUGCCUUCUAUCUGAUUCUUCUUUACUUGAAGAUAAAUUAAAUACAAUUGGAAAAUGUACAUCAAAAAAUAGUAGUUGUGACAGUGGUAAUAUAGAGUGUGCUGACAGACCAGAGACUGCACGCCAAUGCAAUAGGAUUAACUUUAAUCAGUAUAAAAGUAAUUCAUGUUUACACAAUGAAAAUAAUUAUUUACAUAAGCCUAAUCUGGUAGUUGCUUUAGAAAAGAUGGAUGAUGCCAUAUUUUGCAAAUAUUACAAAAAGUACAAAGGUACAGAAACCAUGAGACACCAAUUUAAGGUUUUUAAAGACCUUACUAACUUUGAACAAAAAGAGAAUUUUACUGAAUUAUCAAAUGCUUCGUACAACACGGAUUGUGGCGAUAACUUGGAGGAAAAAGAGAACCUUAUUGAGUUAUCAAACAAUUCAUACAACAAAGAUUGUGGCAAUAACAUGGAGGAAAUCGAGAAUCAAAUUGAGUUAUCCAACAAUGGCAAUAACUUGGAGGAAAAAGAGAACCUUAUUGAUUUAUCUAACGAUUCGUACAACAUAGAUUGUGGCGAAAACAUGGAGGAAAUCGAGAAUCAAAUUGAGUUAUCCAACAAUGGCAAUAACUUGGAGGAAAAAGAGAACCUUAUUGAUUUAUCUAACGAUUCGUACAACAUAGAUUGUGGCGAAAACAUGGCGGAAAUCGAGAAUCAAAUUGAGUUAUCCAACAAUGGCAAUAACUUGGAGGAAAAAGAGAACCUUAUUGAUUUAUCUAACGAUUCGUACAACAUAGAUUGUGGCGAAAACAUGGCGGAAAUCGAGAAUCAAAUUGAGUUAUCCAACAAUGGCAAUAACUUGGAGGAAAAAGAGAACCUUAUUGAUUUAUCUAACGAUUCGUACAACAUAGAUUAUGGCGAGAACAUGGAGGAAAUCGAGAAUCAAAUUGAGUUAUCCAACAAUGGCAAUAACUUGGAGGAAAAAGAGAACCUUAUUGAGUUAUCUAACGAUUCGUACAACAUAGAUUGUGGCAAAAACAUGGAGGAAAUCGAGAAUCAAAUUGAGUUAUCCAACAAUGGCAAUAACUUGGAGGAAAAAGAGAACCUUAUUGAGUUAUCUAACAAUUCGUACAACACAGAUUGUGGCAAAAACAUGGAGGAAAACGAGAAUCAAAUUGAGUUAUCAAACACAACUUGUGACAAUAACUUUUAUUCUAUGGAUAGUUUUUCAUCAGAGAAUACAAGUCAAAGAUUUGAACAAACCUUUGAAACAAACAUCAGCCCAAAAGAAGAUGCAGGAAUAAGUUAUGUAACUACCCGGAGGCGACAUGAAGUUGUCAACAACUCAAUAAUAAUUUUACCUGAUAACUCUUUUAGUAGUUGUGAUGUUAAAAGAGAUGUGAGUGCAAUAUGUGAUAAUACAUUUGAAUUGCCUGAAAAUGAGAAAAGUUAUGCUGCAUCCUUAGAAGAAUAUGUUGAAAGAGGAAUUGUGUCAAUGAGCAAUGAGUCUGCUGCGGACAGCAUUGCAUCAAAGCAUGAAGAUAUUUUGUUGAGAGAUGAAGUUCCCAACAGGAAGGGGAACAUGUCCGACGUCGAAAGCAAUGGCACACGUGAACGAGAUGACACGAAGUUGACGGAUCGUGAUAUUGUUAGUGGGCCAAAAGUACCAAUAGUAUUGCAGCCCGGAAAGAAAUGGGAACGGUCAUUAAGUAUUUAUAAAAGAAUGACAUCAAUAGUGGACAUCAACCAUUCUCUUCUAGACUAUAAACAAACAGAAAGUAAAGGCAGAAAGUACAGACAAAGUGUAAUUGACACCAUGCAAAUGCAGAAAUCAAUUUGUUCCCUCCAUAAUGAAUCAAUUAAUGGUCGGAGAAGUACUUUUAUUUGCAAACCAAGCAGGUCCACAAUAAAACUUGUAAAAGAAAAUUGUAAUUCGCGGGCAAGUUUAUGUCCGACUACAGCUUAUGAAGACUUAAAAGGAUUUCUGUCCGACGACUGUGAUGAUACGAUCGUCGAUUUAUCAAAAUUGUCCAUCGGUGAUUCGGUGCAUGAAGUGACUGUGGUUGAAAACUUCCAUGAGGCGAGUCGCAUAGCCACCGCUCGCGACUACGUGCUGCGCCGCUGCAACCAGGCCGAGCCCCUGCUCUUUGAUGAAUGCUAUCCGGACACGGCCCUGAAGAACUGCCACAAGAUUGGCGAGGGUGUGUACGGUGAAGUGUUCCUGUGGAGGGCGCGCGACGGGGAAGCACGUGUGCUCAAGGUCAUCCCCAUUGCGGGAGACAUCAAGGUCAAUGGAGAGCCGCAGAAGGGCUACCACGAAAUUAUCUCUGAAAUUGUGAUUGCUAUGGAAUUGAGCGCCCUGCGCGCUCCCAUACCCGACAUUGAGAAACGCUUGGAUGAAGGAAAAGAGCUUGAUUCCUUGGAUUUGCGUUCUGUAGAGAACGCCACAGACAUUUUUAACGAGGUGCUGGCUGUGCGCUGCGUGCGCGGCUCGUACCCGGCGCGGCUGCUGGAGCUGUGGGAGCUGUACGACGAGUGCCACGGCUCAGAUAACGACAACCCCGGCGCGCUGCCGCAACACCAGCACUACCUCGUGCUCGAGCUGCGCAACGCCGGCCGCGACCUCGAGAGCUACAGCUUCACCGGCGCCGACCAGGCGUACGCCGUGCUGCUGCAGCUGGCGUUCGGGCUGGCCGUGGCGGAGGAGGCGCUGCAGUUCGAGCACCGCGACCUGCACUGGGGCAACGUGCUCGUCUCCCCCACAGACCAGGAGUACGCGACGUUCCUGCUGCGCGGCCGUGUGCACCGCGUGCCGCGACGUGGCGCCGCCUGCGUCGUGAUCGACUACUCGCUGUCGCGCGUGUCUCUGCGCGGCGCCGCGCUCUACUCGGACCUCGCCGACGACGACUCGCUCUUCGAGGCCGUCGGCGACCGACAGUUCGAAGUGUACCGCCUCAUGCGCGACCGCCUCGGCAACGAGUGGAAGAACUUCGAGCCGUACACGAACGUGCUGUGGCUGCACUACGUGGCCGAUAAGAUGGUGACGGCGCUGCGCUACGAGCGGCCCAACACCAAACUGCAUCGACACUACCUCGGCCGGCUGCGAGCCGCGCGCCGCCACCUGCUCGCCCACGCCAGCGCCGCAGACUUCGUGCUCGCCCACGCCGCCCACGCCGACCUCUGAUCGCGCCCACGCCCUCGCCCACCGCACACGCCCACGCCCACGCCCACGCCCAUAAAAUGGAAGCCGCGAGCCGCCUCGCCGCUUUCCUCGACGUUGUUCACUCGCAAACGAUUAUUUAUAGUAUUGUCAUCAGAUUAGAAAGACGUCGGCCGUCAGGUGCCUUCUUAGUUAAAAUAGUGCCUUCGUUCGGGCUAAAUAAAUUUUCCUAUUGUGUUCCAA
This is a messenger RNA of Papilio machaon (common yellow swallowtail), 4690 nucleotides long. RefSeq lists its product as uncharacterized. Gene Ontology annotation, cellular component: nucleus; cytoplasm. The transcript has 12 exons. Lineage: Eukaryota; Metazoa; Arthropoda; Insecta; Lepidoptera; Papilionidae. The record is from RefSeq and is a predicted model, not a curated record. Gene Ontology annotation, biological process: mitotic cell cycle; protein phosphorylation; intracellular signal transduction. The coding region runs from base 128 to 4471 and encodes 1447 amino acids. Gene Ontology annotation, molecular function: ATP binding; histone H3T3 kinase activity.